UGUGAUCUAAUCAAUCAAAAUAAAAUAACCUAUUAUAUUUGUUAUUUGAAUAUAAUAGAAAACUUAGUAUCUUUCAGAGAGUUUAUUUAUAAAGUAAAUAAUAUUUGUUUUCUUAAAAUUUUUAAUUAAAUGUAAGGCCAUGUUGUUUACGAGAUUAUCAGUUCUCCGUACGCUAAAUAACAUAACUAGGAACUAUAAUUUGGUUCGUAGAUGUUAUUCGCAAAAUUCUGUAAAUUUGUCUGAUCCUGCUGUACAAAAUUAUUUAAAACAUUUAAUAGUGGAACAUGAUAACCUACACACGAAAACAGGUCGUAAUAACGAGGAAUCUAGGCGACUUUUUGAAAUAAAACCAAUAGUAAAUGCAUUAGAGCAACGCAUUGCAUUAUACGACAGCAUUGAAUCGUUGAAGGAUUUAAAUAAAAAAGAGAACGAGGACAAUGAAAUGAAGAAAAUGAUUAAAGAAGAAGCUCAAAUAUAUUUGAAGAGGUUAAAGGAGAUUGAUGGUGAGUUACAGUCAAUAUUACUAGAACCCAACAUAACAGAGGGUGGAGUCUUAUUGGAGGUGUCGGCCGGUGCUGGAGGUCAGGAAGCUAUGUUGUUUGCAAGAGAACUUUUUGAAUUGUAUACAUCAUAUUCCAAUUACAAGGAUUGGGAAGUGGACAUUGCUUCUAUUGAGAAAUCUGAUAUUGGAGGUAUCAGAAAAGCAUCAAUGUUGAUAUCAGGCUAUGGGGUGCCGGAGUUGAUGAGGAUGGAAGCUGGUGUCCACAGAGUGCAGAGAAUCCCUGCUACUGAGAAGGGAGGACGUAUACAUACAAGCACUGUAUCUGUGGCUGUACUCCCCCAGCCCACUGACAUAGAGUUAAAUAUUUCCGAUCGAGAUAUAAGUAUAGAAACAAAGAGAGCUAGUGGUGCAGGUGGUCAGCAUGUAAACACAACUGAUAGUGCUGUACGCAUCACCCAUAUUCCCACUGGUACAGUGGUUGAAUGUCAAGAGGGCCGUUCACAAAUAAAGAACAAAGAGAUAGCCAUGCAGAAACUAAGAACACUCCUAUUACAGACACAACAGGAUGAACAAAUUUCAAAAAUAAAUAAUGAGAGGAAGUCUCAGAUUGGAUCAUGCAAUAGAAAUGAAAAAAUAAGAACAUAUAACUACCCACAAGAUCGUAUAACUGAACACCGUGAAGGUGGUGGUACCCUGCACAAUCUGAAAAAUUUUAUGGAAGGUGGUGAACAACUGGAACAACUCCAGGAGGGGCUAUUAAGACAUCAGCGACACCAGAUGCUAAUGCACGAAAUCAAUGACUUUGUUAAGAAGUAUCAAUCUGAAACAGCUGGAAAUAGCUAAAGCAGUAUCAUAGCUUUUGUCAGAGAGCGCGGGCGAACACGUCCAUCACCAGAUAUCCAUCGCCACAUGUGUUAUUUCUAUAAGUUCGUGGGCCUACCUCCUUCUGGCCGUUCUCCUCUACGGACUGCGAUUGGUUGUGGACGUACGAAUGCAAUAAAACGUAAUAACAUAUAGAUAAAUGCAUU
This is a messenger RNA of Achroia grisella, 1530 nucleotides long. It is a transcript of the gene mRF1, whose product is annotated as peptide chain release factor 1. Gene Ontology annotation, molecular function: translation release factor activity. Bases 140 to 1345 code for a protein of 401 amino acids. NCBI's taxonomy places the organism in Eukaryota, Metazoa, Arthropoda, Insecta, Lepidoptera, Pyralidae. The transcript is spliced from 3 exons. Gene Ontology annotation, biological process: translational termination. The record is from RefSeq and is a predicted model, not a curated record.